GUACGAUCCAUAGGCGUCGCAUACGGUGCAUGAAAGAGAGAGAAAGAGAGAGACACUUUGUAGCGAUGAGGAUGUAGCCCAUGGCAGGGUGGCUUUUCGACGACAGAAAGAGAUAGAGAAAGAAAGAGAGAACUACACAAGUCUCGAGUCAGGGCGAUGAUGACGCGCGCGAUACAGGGAAGAGGAAUCGACCGAGGCAAGAGCAGAUUAGUCUAGAAGAAAAGGAGGGAAGAAGAGAGAUCCUCUCUUCCGGAUGUUAUCGCCGAGACUGAUAAAAACACUGCCAGGAGUAAUGACGAGCUGAAAUCGCUGCUCCGUCCGCUGUACCGUUUCUCCUUCGUCGAUUUUAGCUCUCACUUCUCGCUAACUGCCUCUCCACCUGCCUUGCCCCUUUGUAUAAGCCCUACCCUCAUCGUAUACACACGUUCACAUUAAUAUCUAUACACAUCCGCCUCUCACGUGAGAUCGAAGACUGAAAAUAAAAGGUGGCGAUAUGUUGGGCGUGAGUCAGCCGGGCAAUACGCCCUCGAGCUUACGGCACUCGGCGAGUUUCUCGUGCUUGCAACGUGGCACCGCCAGCGAAGGCCAUCGCGCGAGGACCUCGACGCUGCUGCAACAACCGAGUCUACAGCUGAGCAACGGUCAUCAUCAGUACGGCGGCCAGACGACGGCGGCGGCGGCGGCAACGCAUUCUUCCCUGCUGCAGCAUCAUCGGCAGCAACAGUCCCGCGAACCGCUUGAUCCCGUUCAAGACGGUAACGAUUACGGCUUUGUGAAGAUCCGACCGCGACUGCGUAGCACGAAUGCGACCUUGUAUCACGAAGAGGAGGUGGCGGCCGCGAAGAACGCUCUGAGGGAACAGCGCGAUGCUGCCGCGUUCAGCGAUCGCGAGUGCGAUUCCAAUUUCAGGGAUUGCUCACUGAAGGUCAAAGACCGCGACCUUUCACCGAAGGGAACGGCCAAGAAUCAGAACCCUCUCAGGGGCGCGCUAAUUCUCUUCACUUCGACAUCGUCUUGGUGGAAGGCCCGACAACGAGAGGAACAAUUUGCGGGAGAACGCGAGAAAACCAGUGGUAGCGGUGCCAUCGCUAUCGGCACGUCAUCGGUGCGCCACUGGUCCAAUAUCUCGAUGGCAUCGCCCUCGGACGAGAGAAAGUGGCCGUCCUCGAUGACGUCGCCCACGAACGAGCGGAAGUGGUCUGUAAGUAACAGCCUACUAACGUCACCGUCGAACGAGAGGAAGUGGAAUAGAUCCUCCGUCUCGUCUACAUCGACGAAUCAACAGGACCGGAAGUGGCGGUCCCUCGGCGCACUUUUGAGGACUCCCGCCAACAUUGGCGGCGGUAGUUCCCACACUAGCCAGAACUCCUUGUCGCACAAUAUGAGCGUGUCCAUGAUCGAGGGUGAGCACUUUCGCGAGGAAUCACGCGGUUCGAGCUGCAAAGGACGCUAUCAUCAGCCGACUUCCUACUCGGCGCGAGUCUCCCGAGUCAGUAGAGACGUUUAUCGAGAGAACGGAGAGUUUGGCCAGGCCGUUGGCAGAUCGAAGGUUAGCCGUAGAUUGUACCAAGACAACGAGCCGGCAAUUGAUCGAGAUCUGGACGAGAGACACGCCGCGCCACGUAGCCGUCAUCAGCUGGAUGAUCCAGAACAAUGCAGGAACAAUCGAGACGGUCGCGAUUUCUGCAGAGCCGCGGAACAGAGUACCGUGGAGACUCGCACUAUGACUUCCACCAACAGAUCGAAUCGCGCGCAGAGCUUUUAUCUGCUGGAUGAUUUUCUGCGACCGCAGCCGCAGCAGCCGAGCAACAAGUGCACAACAAAUGUAUUCGUGUCUCCAUCAUUGGCCAUUAAAUGCGGCCAACAAAUGUCGUGUGGCAUCGAGCACGGCAGAUUGUGCGAGGUCAGACAGGCGACUUGCCAACAGGCGAACGUCGGCAGCAACAUCACGCCGCCGCGACGUCACAACUCGAGUUCAGACAGCCUCGAAGUGGCCGCGAGUCCGCUGCCACCACCGGUGCCGCCGCCGCCACCGCAGGCCGUCGCUGGCAACGCGCGGAACGACCGCGAACGGAAUGAGAACCCGAAGGACACGAGUAAGGACGUGUGCCCGUGCAAACUGUGCUGGACCAAUAUGCAGAGAUCUCUCGUAGAAGAGGUGAGUAGGCGGUCCAAAGAACACGAGACACAAGAGAAGGGAAGGAGUCCUGGAACGUUGCACAAAGAUGUCGGCGGCGCUGGUACGAAGGUCAGCGAGAAAACGGUCGGUGGCGUCGGCACGGCGACCCUCACCACGCUCUCGUCCAUUAAUAACGCAUCCAACACCGGCCGUAACAAAAACAACCCCGUAUCUCACGAGAAAUUGCCGUCUUUCUUCAAUACCAAGCCGACGCGGGUGGAUAAAUCGGACAACAACAAUGCCAACAACUCCAACAACACGAGCAACAACAUUCAUAGUAUGCCGCUGCAUGAACCCAUCAGUGCUACUUCUCCCGAAGUAUACGCCGGGAGACUGCCAAUGACACCCCAGGAAGCGGUGAAGUAUUAUGGCUCCAGACUGACAGAAUUCGAGCGCGCCGAGAUCGAGAAGUAUUCGGAGAUCUGGUAUCUGGGCCUGUCGGCCCACAAAAUUCACGGCGAAGAGGUCUCCUCCCAGAACGGAGGCUACGACGACGAGAACGGUAGUUACAACAAGGUCCUGCACGAUCAUAUCUCCUACAGAUACGAGAUUUUGGAGGUAAUCGGCAAGGGAAGCUUCGGUCAGGUGAUUCGAGCGUUGGAUCAUAAAACGGGACAGCACAUCGCCAUCAAGAUUAUCAGGAACAAAAAGAGAUUCCAUCAUCAGGCUCUCAUCGAAGUAAGGAUCUUGGAACAUCUUAGGAAGAAGGAUCUGGAGGCGAACUCGCAACACAAUGUGAUACACAUGCUAGAAUAUUUUUACUUCAGGAAUCACCUGUGCAUCAGUUUCGAAUUAAUGAGCUUGAAUCUGUACGAGUUAAUCAAAAAGAAUAAUUAUCAAGGAUUCAGUCUGAGCCUAAUCCGCCGUUUUGCCAACUCGCUAAUUAGUUGCUUGAGACUGCUCUACCGAGAGAACAUUAUUCACUGUGAUUUGAAACCGGAGAACGUGCUGCUGAAACAACGGGGUAGCAGCUCAAUCAAAGUCAUCGAUUUCGGUUCCUCGUGUUAUAGUCAUCAACGCGUUUACACGUACAUACAGUCGAGGUUUUACAGAAGUCCAGAAGUGAUUCUUGGUCUUCCCUACGGCACACCGAUCGAUAUGUGGAGCCUGGGCUGUAUCUUGGCUGAGCUGUACACAGGAUACCCGCUAUUUCCGGGCGAGGACGAGAUAGAGCAGCUCGCCUGUAUCAUGGAGGUCCUUGGUCUGCCGCCAGAGCACAUUAUCAGUCAUGCGACUCGUCGCAGGCUCUUCUUCGAUCAGAAAGGGAGUCCGCGAUGUGUGACAAAUAGCAAAGGCAAAAAGAGAUGGGCAGGUAGCAAGAACCUCUCAAUGGCCCUUCGGUGCUCCGACAUGUUGUUCGUAAACUUCGUUAGCAGAUGCCUCGAGUGGGAUCCAAAGAAACGCAUGACCCCCGACGAGGCGAUGCGUCACGAGUGGCUAACUUCGUCGUCUUCUUCGCAUGUGAGCUCCUCCUCCUCGGCGAUAGCCUCGUCGACGGUGAAUGCGAGCGGGAACACGACGACGACGAGCGUCGAGACGUCGCGGGAGUCCGCGCAUGCACCGCAGACAGUGAGCGUGACCGUAAGCGCGCCGCGGCAACGAGCAACGACAAUGGAAGAUCCACCGUACACGAUGUACCGGCUUUACAAGGGUCGUAAGUAUGUUCAGAAGGUCUCGACCGGCACCGAUGGCACAGAUAACGGUGGUGGCCUGAUGGUAAAGAGCAAGUUGAACGGCAGCGCGAGCAGUCACGCCCUGGCAAGCAGCACACAGACAGCGACAUCGAGGCACGCGUCGACUGGUGAUAUCGUCGCGAGUCUGGAUCCGAAUCUCGAUGACUCAGGCACGUUCCUGCCGCCGAUAUUGUGAAGUCGGGUUUGCGCCAGCCACUUCUAAACGCGCUAUUCGCGCACUGAUGCGAUUAGCAGCCUCGUUCUUGCGACAUAUAGAUAUUGUUUGAUGUAUGUCAAGAGCAAACGUGAUUGAACAGACGGCGCGUGUAGAACUGGCUGGCCGAUUUCUGACAUUAGCGUUCCCCGAUGCCAAACGGGCUAGACACGUAGAGUCGCUAGUCUCGGCAUGUAUCGAGCUAUGAGGCCAAAAUGACGAUCUGACGAUGGGAGAAGAGCGCGCGGGCAUGCCGAAUGACGAGCAAUAUAGCGAUCGAUUUGCGCGUUUUCGGGGACACUCGAUGUCACUCAGGUAAACGUAACAAAUUUGCGCGCGCAUUAUCGUAGUUACUCGCGAACAACGUAAAUUUUGCUGCUCACAGCGAGGAUACUGGCAAUUGUUAAUGUAUACCGGUUACGUUUUAAUACGGACCAUCAUAUUUAGCUGAUUCGGAUGUUUAUCUCGCGCGAACGUAUGAAAUGCACGACGUAAUCGGGUGAUAAAAAAUCUCGGCCAUAGAUAUAAAAAAAUUACAAAGAGUAUUCGCAGGAUGCGUAGUUUGCCUUACUGACGAGCUCGCAAACAAUUUGCUAGACGUCGCUAGUAAAAAAAACUCGCGCGAGUAAAGACAAGGUAUAUUAUUAGCAUAUAAUAUACUUUAAAUAACUAUGCGAAUGUAAGCGAUACGAUGCAUAUAUAUCAUCGAUAUACAUAUGUAUCGUCGCGACAAUACGCGUAGAGAAGCGAAACAAAUGUCGACACAACGAUUCGUCCGACGUUGCAAUAAAAACGUCGGGAUCACCAUCGAAUUACGGUCGCGCCGAAGAUCUGUGAGUCGACCUGUGUCGCCAACACAGGGUCGCGAUUAAUAACGAAGCGUCAAGGCGAGGAGUAACAUUAAUACAUGAAGCAUGCCCCAGUUUAACGAGGCCUGAGUAGUCUUAUUGUGAUAUUAAACUACCACUGUCUUACUUAGAUCUCUCUGAUAUUAAGAAGUAACGAUCGCUAAUAUAAUAAUUUCAAUUUACUAUUAAUCAUUAUUUUCUUAUUAUAUCUGUAAUAAUCGCUAUAUCGCCACUAUUACCGUAAAGAUAUAGCUGCAUACGAAUAAUGAGGUUAUCGUCGAUAAUGGCAAAGUUAACAUUACUUACAUACGCGUAGGCAUGUACAGAUUUUAAUUGCGCGUCUUUUAAAUCCCAGGAACAGCAUGUAGCUAGUUCGCUUUAUAAAAUACAUAUACUUGAUAAAAAGAGGCCGAGGAUUUUUCAAUGAUUUCCUACAACGCUAU
Molecule: messenger RNA, 5357 nt
Organism: Formica exsecta
Lineage: Eukaryota; Metazoa; Arthropoda; Insecta; Hymenoptera; Formicidae
Product: probable serine/threonine-protein kinase dyrk2
Exons: 11
Coding region: 494-4048 (1184 amino acids)
Biological process (GO): peptidyl-serine phosphorylation; peptidyl-threonine phosphorylation
Cellular component (GO): nucleus
Molecular function (GO): protein serine/threonine kinase activity; protein serine/threonine/tyrosine kinase activity; ATP binding
Source: RefSeq, a predicted model, not a curated record